Molecule: messenger RNA, 1946 nt
Organism: Rhizopus microsporus ATCC 52813
Lineage: Eukaryota; Fungi; Mucoromycota; Mucoromycetes; Mucorales; Rhizopodaceae
Product: P-loop containing nucleoside triphosphate hydrolase protein
Exons: 5
Coding region: 5-1879 (624 amino acids)
Biological process (GO): translational elongation
Cellular component (GO): ribonucleoprotein complex; cytosol
Molecular function (GO): GTPase activity; translation elongation factor activity; ribosome binding
Source: RefSeq, a predicted model, not a curated record
CAAUAUGGUUAAUUCCACAAUCGAUGAAAUUCGUCGCUUGAUGGACAAGGUUACCAAUGUCCGUAACAUGUCCGUCAUUGCUCACGUCAACCACGGUAAAUCUACUUUAUCCGAUUCCUUGGUCUCCAAGGCCAGUAUUAUCUCCUCUGGUCGUGCUGGUGAAGCCCGUUAUAUGGAUACUCGUAAGGAUAAAAUCAGACGUGAAGAUAUCAAGGAAAACAAGGAUCAAAAGACCGAUGGUACCGCUUUCUUGAUCAACUUGAUUGAUUCUCCCGGCCACGUCGAUUUCUCUUCUGAAGUUACCGUUGCUCUUCGUGUCACUGAUGGUGCCCUCGUCGUCGUUGACUGUAUCGAUGGUGUCCGUGUCCAAACUGAAACUGUCUUGCGUCAAGCCUUGGGUGAACGUAUCAAGCCUGUUAUCUGUCUUAACAAGGUUGAUCGCGCCCUUCUUGAACUUCAAUUGGACAAGGAAGAACUUUACCAAUCUUUCUCCCGUGCCAUCGAAUCCGUCAACAUUAUCAUCUCUACCUACAUUGAUGAAGCUCUCGGUGACUGCCAAGUCUACCCCGAAAAGGGUACUGUUGCCUUUGCUUCCGGUCUUCAUGGCUGGGGUUUCACUCUUCGUCAAUUUGCCAAUCGUUGUGCCAAAAAGUUCGGUGUUGACAAGGAAAAGAUGAUGACCAUGCUCUGGGGUAACAACUUCUUCAACCCCAAGACCAAGAAGUGGUCCACCAAGGCCACCGAUGCUGAUGGCAAGCCUCUUGAACCUAUUGAAGACUGUCCCGCCGGUAACAUCAUUGGUCUAGUUGCUGUCGAUCAAUUCUUGGUCAAGUCUGGUACCAUCACCACCUCCGAAGUUGCCCACAACAUGAAGGUCAUGAAGUUCUCUGUCUCCUCUGUCGUUCAAGUCGGUGUCGGGGUCAAGGACGCCAACAAUCUUCCCAAGCUCGUCGAAGGUCUCAAGUGCCUUGCCAAGUCCGAUGCUUGUGUCUUGACCUACAGUUUCCACACUGGUGAACAUAUCGUCGCUGGUGUUGGUGAACUCCAUCUUGAAAUCUGUUUGAAGGAUCUUGAAGAAGUCCACGCUCAAGUUCCCCUCAGGUUUAGUUACCCCUUUGUCCAAUACCGUGAAACUGUCAUUGCUCAAUCCAGCAUCGACUGUCUUGCCAAGCCUCCCAACAAGCACAACCGUAUCUAUAUGCGUGCUUAUCCUUUGGCUUACGGACUCACUGACGAAAUUGAAGCUGGUAAGGUCUCUGCCAAGGAUGAUUUCAAGUCUCGUGCUCGUGUCCUUGCUGACAAAUACGAAUGGGAUGCUACUGAAGCUCUCCAAUACCUCGGUGAAAUCAAGGAUUCUUGUGUCUCUACCUUCCAAUGGGCCACCAAGGAAGGUCCUAUUAUGGAUAAAAGCCUCCGUGGUUGUCGUUUCAACAUUUUGGAUGUCACUCUUCACGCUGAUGCUAUUCACCGUGGUGGUGGACAAAUCAUUCCUACUUGUCGUCGUGUAGUCUAUGCUUCCGUUCUUACUGCCUCUCCUCGUAUUCAAGAACCCGUCCAUCUUGUUGAAAUCCAAUGCCCUGAUUCUGCUAUCGGUGGUAUCUACUCUUAUCUCAACAGGCGUCGUAGUCAACCUGAUACUCCUAUUGUCAACGUCAAGGCCUACUUGUCCGUUAGCGAAUCUUUAGGUUUCAACGCUGAUCUUCGUUCCGCCACCUCUGGUCAAGCUUCCUCUCAAGCUAUCUUUGAUCACUGGCAACACGUGGGCGGUUAUGCCUUGGAUCUCAGUAACAAGGCCCACGAGGUCGCCCUUCCAGUCUGUAGAAGAAAGGGUAUUAAGGAGGAAACUCAUGCUCUUAGCUUUUACCACGAUAAGCCUUAAAUACUUUCUUAUUUAUUUUCAUCUAUUCUUGUUAUUAAUAAAGAAACAUGACAUAAUUUUAUACAUA